Molecule: messenger RNA, 2349 nt
Organism: Megalobrama amblycephala (Wuchang bream)
Lineage: Eukaryota; Metazoa; Chordata; Actinopteri; Cypriniformes; Xenocyprididae
Gene: tectb
Product: tectorin beta
Exons: 11
Coding region: 964-1974 (336 amino acids)
Cellular component (GO): cell surface
Source: RefSeq, a predicted model, not a curated record
UGAUGUUUUUGGGGAGCGUGACAGUACCAGUUCAUAGGUGAUGACUUAUAUCUAAGUGCUCCUGCCGCCGUCUGACUUAUGUGGUUCCGGAAAAAGCUUGUUUCCUGACCUACAUUGUAUUGUAACUUCCUGAAAAGGGUUGGGGCUGUCUAUACCGCAAUGUUAUGACACUCUACAAAAAAUGGAAAUGUUCCGUUCUUAACUUUUGGAACUUUCUUGGAAUCUUAAUGAUUCCUUUAAUGAGUCCUCUCCCUCAAGAUAAAGAGCAUGAAGAUUGUGCACAGCUGUAUUACUUUGGAUCUGUUUUGGCUAAGCACAAUGAGACUGACCUUAAUGACACUGUGCUUCUUUAAGAGGAAGUCUGGCAUGACUGGGGCGCAUUAGGUAACUACUGAUGGCAAUCCACUGAUCAGCAUGGCUGCCUGGCAGAGACUGAGAAGUAUUACAUAACCUGGAAUGAGUCUAAAUUGGAAGCCCAUUUCUAUUAGAGUUUUGAGACGAACCCAAAAUUUGCAUGUGAGAAUGAGACCAGGAGACCUUGACACCACAGAGUUCCUAUCAGAAACAUAUAUGAAGGGCUGAAAACAUUACUGGGAGAUGAUUUUUUAGGUGAAAAUGAAAUAUAUAAGUGAACCGACCAUGUUUUUUAAUUAAAAGCUGAGAAAAUGCGCUUCCCCUUGAGACGUUGGUCAUUUAAAAGUCAAUGUCUGGCCAGCACAGAGAGCUUUUGUGUUCUCCUUCACAAUGCUAUCACCAAAAGGCCUCACCAGACUGGCUGACCAAAGAAGCAAGGGGGGUUACUGCCUACCUGUGGACUUAUAAAGCAGCUCUUGUGCUGUCUUCAAUGAACUGCUUUUAGGAUUUAUCAUCAUUUACCUGCAAAAGAACCACCCAGGAACCAUGCAGACCUUCUACUAGAGACCUGAGCCAACACUUCUUCUGGAUUCCUCAUUGCAUUAGGAAAUGGCAGCUGUUGGUGUUCUCUUGAUUCUCCUCCCCAUGACGUGGGCCUGUGCACCUCAGAAAGCUGAUUACGUGAUGGUGUCAUGUUUUCCUAAUGCCAUCAUUGCGAAUGUGCCAGAAUGUCCAUAUGGAUGGGAGAUUGGCCAGCUGUCCUUGGGCGGCGUGUGCUACACUGGAAUUAACACUCCAGGCUUCUAUCGUUUUACCAUCCCAGAUCUCACUCCUAAGAAUCAUUCAUACUGCGGCACCCUGUCUGAGUAUGUUGGAGGCAAAGACCCACGGUACAUAUUCUACAACUCAAUUGUAUCCAACGACUCCUCUCUCACUGUCCGGAACCAGCCUGUCAACUACACGUUCAGCUGCACUUAUAAAGCGGCUUAUCUGGUCAACAACGCCGUGUUUAGCCAAAGAGUGGCAACAGUUUAUGUCAACAACGGGAGUUUAGGUUCUUUUAAGUCUCAGUUGUCUAUGAACGUCUUCACAAACUCAAAGUUCCUGUACGCAAAAGAUGCACCGUAUGUGAUUGACACAUCCGAGAUUGGAUCGGAGGUGUUCAUUGGCAUUGAAGCAAAAGGAUUGAGUAACAGAUUUAAAGUAGUAAUAACAAAUUGCUGGGCAACACCUACUCCAUAUUCAACAGACAGGAAAAGGUGGACUUUAAUUCAGAACAGUUGCUCCUUAGACAACACAGUCACCAUAUUUGAAAAUGCCAAAGACAGUCGGUCCAUGUUCAAGUUCAAUUCGUUCCGCUUUCAGCGGUUAGAGAAAGUGUCCACUGUGUGGCUCCACUGUGAGGUCCAAGUAUGCGACGGGGAGAAGUUGUUCUGUCAGCCGACUCCAUGUACAUCAAGAAGCACUGAAUUUGAACCUGAUCCAAAUGGAGGCAUACUGACCAUGGAGUUUCAAGUCAGAGCACAACACUCCUCCAGUUAUGUCCAUCUUGCAGGCCCAUUUCUGUCUCUGCUGUCCAUAUUUCUACUGAAUGAAUUUUUAGGAUACUUCAGUUUGUAAUGAGGCCAAAUAUGGGUUACUCAAAUGCAAUGAAACAUGCCUUUGCACUUAUACAAUUACAUAUAAAUACUUAAAUAUAGACACGCAUGCAUGCAUACACCCACACACCAUACGUGUCUCAGGGAGUGUAGUGUAUCGACACAUUCCUUUAAAUCUUCAAUUGCAUUUUUUUUUUUUUUACUUGUUUUUUCCUUACAUGAAUAUUGGUAGAAAGGAAAACAGUAUCUGAAAGAGGUAAUCUUUAGUGUAACAGAUGUUGAAACAUUCUUGUUUUUAUCUUGCAUUAUAUGUGAAAAAAUAUUUUGAAACAUUUUUAGUAAUUAAAUUCUUUUAAAAGAUGUUGUCAUGACAUUUUUAUCAUUGAUAACUUUUUUU